Molecule: messenger RNA, 4176 nt
Organism: Oryzias melastigma (Indian medaka)
Lineage: Eukaryota; Metazoa; Chordata; Actinopteri; Beloniformes; Adrianichthyidae
Gene: chrm5a
Product: cholinergic receptor, muscarinic 5a
Exons: 2
Coding region: 1371-2933 (520 amino acids)
Biological process (GO): adenylate cyclase-inhibiting G protein-coupled acetylcholine receptor signaling pathway; chemical synaptic transmission; G protein-coupled receptor signaling pathway, coupled to cyclic nucleotide second messenger
Cellular component (GO): plasma membrane; synapse; dendrite
Molecular function (GO): G protein-coupled acetylcholine receptor activity; G protein-coupled serotonin receptor activity
Source: RefSeq, a predicted model, not a curated record
CAGACCAAAAAUGCAGUUUGAAAAAGAGAGUAUUUGUGGCGUAGAAAAUACGCUGGGUGGGCCACAAGCUCCCUGCUGAACUCUCGGUAAUGUUAAGGGGGCGGGGUCGUUCAUGCCAAUGGUCACGCCCACAACUCAGAGGUAAAUAUCUGUGAUUCGAUGUUAUUAUGUCCUGGAAAGCGACACUGAGUUGUAGAUUUUGGCUAAGAAUAUUAAAAACAUAAUUAGAAUACUACUUUCAAAAAAAUGAUCGGAAGGCUCUUUAAAGGGAUUGAGAAAAGUAAUUAAUGCAAAAUAAUUCUCAGAAAUACAUUUUUGACCUUUUAAUCAUAUUUAUUAUUACGUUUUAGUUGCAAUUUGUCAAAUUUCUAUUCUAAAGCCAAAUUUAUUAUUAAUUGUUUAAACAAAGCUAGUGAUUUAACUGGAAAAAGAAGCUUCCAUUCAUAUGUUUGUAAAUUCAGACAUGUUAGCUAUAAAGUGGUAAAAAAAUGCUUUAAGGGAAUUUUGAUAGUUUGAUUUGAUUAAUCAAACAUACAUUUUCUGGGUGGAAGUCGAUUUGAUUUUAGAAGCAGUCAUUCUAAACCCAGAUCAAAACAUUUCAGUGCAAAAACAGAAAAAAACAAUUUACAUUUAGCACAUUUUACCCAUCUGCAGUAAUUUAUGGAAGAACAGGUAAUAAGAAUUGCAAGUUUCAUUUGCAGAAGUUGCUUCUAACUCUGCCUUUAGUGUAAAAUUUUCUUCAAAAAUCAGAGAGAUUAGACAUUUUAGGGACACGUUUUUUCAAAUACAUGAGGAGUGGACUUUGGAAAAGCUAUAAGUAGCAGAAAACUCUGUAUAUCAGCCUUAUCUCAAGUAAACAUUUCUCUAUUCCCUAACAAACAGAACGAAGACACGUCAUCACCGAAAAAAGCCCACGUUAUUUUAAGAAGGAGACUUGUUUGGUACCUUGGACUGGAUUUAGCCAGCUGUCAUCUGGAACAACCUAAAACACAAUUUCCUUCUGCAGUGUUUUGAUUAAAGCGCUCCGACAGGGCAGGUCUGUGUAUAAAGGAGGUGGCUCGCGUCAGUCAACCAGGAUAUGAAUGUUUGUUUUAACAAUGUGUCUGAAAGCCAAUUCUCCCAACAUGGUGCUAUUUAUCUGCUGCUGGAGGGGAUAAUGCGUGGAGCUAUCUUUGCCUACAUGUACGCUCUUGCUCUGGAUGGUUGCCUGAACAGGCAGUUGCUUCGACCCACAUGGAGGAUUUUUCCAAUAGAUGUGAACUACCUCUGCGAUCACUUUUGAUCCACACCGAGAGCCUUGGUGACAUUUCUAGAUAUGGAAAAUCCAAACAAGCUCAAGUUAGCUGGAAGCCAGUAAGAACCAGACGACCAUGGAAGGAGAAGUCGUGCCAAACUCCACGCUGAACGCCAGUACGACAGACAUCCACCUGGUGACUCACAACCUGUGGGAGGUGGUCACCAUAGCGACGGUGUCGGCUAUCGUCAGCAUCAUCACCAUUGUUGGGAACAUCCUUGUCAUGCUGUCCUUCAAAGUCAACAGCCAACUGAAGACGGUCAACAAUUAUUACCUGCUAAGUCUGGCAGCUGCUGAUCUCAUCAUUGGAGUUUUCUCCAUGAACCUGUACACCUCCUACAUCCUGAUGGGCUACUGGGCCUUAGGGAGCCUCGCCUGCGACCUCUGGUUAGCGUUGGAUUAUGUGGCGAGUAACGCCUCAGUCAUGAAUCUCCUGGUCAUCAGUUUCGACAGAUAUUUCUCCAUCACGCGGCCUUUGACCUACAGAGCCAAACGGACUCCCAGACGAGCCGCCAUCAUGAUAGGCUUAGCCUGGCUUGUGUCCCUCAUUCUCUGGGCUCCACCUAUUCUGUGCUGGCAAUACUUUGUGGGGAAAAGGACGGUCCCCGAGAGACAAUGUCAGAUCCAGUUUUUCUCAGAGCCGGUGAUCACGUUCGGAACAGCGAUCGCUGCCUUUUACAUCCCUGUUUCGGUUAUGACGAUACUGUACUGUCGGAUCUACAAGGAAACUGAGAAGAGGACAAAAGAUUUGGCGGAGCUUCAGGGAGUUAACUAUCUGGCAGACAGCGGAGUGACACAGCCUCAGAAAACCAUCAUCAGAUCCUGUUUUAGCUGUAAGCUACGUUCAACUUCCCACGAAAUGAACCAAGCCUCCUGGUCCUCCUCUAGCAGGAGCACCGCCGCCAAAUCAGCAGGCACAAACAGCGACGAGUGGUCCAAAGUGGGUCAGCUCACCACCUUCAACAGCUACGCCUCCUCCGAGGAGGACGACAGGCCCGUGUCUCCGGCGGACUUCCAGACCUCCCUCAGAAACGCAGAGAGCGAGGACAGCAAGAGCGGGGUUGGGAGCGUGAGCGAACAGCUCAGCUUCUUCCAGACGCCGCGCAGAAGCACCUCUCAGAAGAGCAGCAAGUGUGUGUCUUACAAAUUCAAGCCAAUGGCUCAGGAGCCCCACGCGGAGCACCACAGCAACAACGGAGACUCCAAGAUGGUGUCAUCAGCCUUCUCCUCGGCUGAAUCCAUGACCCUUCCCUCCACCUCCUCAGCAUCUAAGCCUAUAGACGCCACGCUGAAGAACCAGAUCACAAAGAGGAAGAGGCUGGUGCUGAUUAAGGAGAGGAAGGCAGCGCAGACGCUCAGCGCCAUCCUGCUGGCCUUCAUCCUCACAUGGACGCCAUACAACAUCAUGGUGCUGAUUUCCACCUUCUGCUCGGACUGCAUCCCCCUCUCCCUGUGGCACCUGGGAUACUGGCUGUGCUACGUCAACAGCACCGUCAAUCCCAUGUGCUACGCUCUUUGCAACAAGACCUUUCAAAAAACCUUCCGGAUGUUGUUGCUUUGUCAGUGGAAGAAGAAACGGCUUCAGGAGAAACUCUACUGGUAUGGACAAAACCCCGUGGUCAGCACCAAGAUGUCAUGACUUUGUUUUUUUGUGUGAAAUCUGUAAAUAGUACAUUUUUAUCAUCUUUUUUACCUUAGUCUCCAGUGAUCAGUGAGGUGCAUUAUUAUUGUUGCUCAUUAGACAAUAGUUCUUACAAUAGCCUUUAGCUAAAUGCUGCUGAGACUUUGCAAGUAGAGCAACAUAACACCAAACUUUGACUUUGUACAUUAAAAAAAAUGUUUUUUUUUUUCAAAUUGAUGAUAAGUGAAAGCAACGUCUUCAUCAUGCAGUUCCUAUGUACCAUAAUAAAUAAUGUAUUAACGUAUGAGAACAUCACUCUUUCUAUUUACCAGUUGAAUACAAUUGGUUUACUCGCUCCAUGGUUCUGACGAAUCUAUUGAUAUUUGCAAGUGUUUAGCUUCAACUUUUAUUUUGAAAAGUUCUAAUCUAGACCAAAAAAAAUUCAAGAUUUUUACUUAAAGAGAAUCAAAGUUUCACACAAGUCACAUGACUGCAUAUAAGACCCAGUCACUCCAGGCUGUUUGGGUUCAAUUCUUUGAAUGCUUGGUGAUGUUUGGGUUGGUGAUGUAAGGGAAAACUGCGUCCUGAACUCAACAGGAGAGCAUUUUCUGUCUAUCAGAGAUUUUUGAGGAUCCGCUUCAACACUGUAAACCUGAAUCUUACGAAAGUAAUACAACAAUUGUUUCAAAAGAAAUUGUCAGCCUAAUCAAUAAAGUUUUUCAAAAGCAGAACAAUCUUAGUUUAAGAAAUUAUGGUGCAACCUAAGCAGUAGGCCUCACUAGAUCAGUGGUGAGCGCUAUUAGCUCUGCCAAAGCUGAGGCAACGGAGCUCACUAGCAAGCUAGCUAGCUGGCUAAGCUGUCAACUGGGCAGCUGGCUAGCACAGCUGUCAAUCCAGGUCCUUCGUGACAUACUGGCGACCUGUCCAGGGUGGAUCAGCAGUUAAGAGGGUUCAAGGGGUGGGUCAACACAAAAAGAGAAAGAUGGAGGUACUGUGAUACCGCAGUUUUCCAGGAUUGUUCACUUGUUCAAACUUUUUGUUUUGAACGUCUGUAUGAAGGCCAGAUUCAACACUUUUUACUGCAGCUUUGAUACAGUGGAAGCAAACUGCAAGGCGGUCCUGGGGACACUCCGGCUACGAGGACAUUGUUCCUCCCUACGGCUGUAUUCACCUACAAUGAUUCUGAAGAAUGCCAAGAAAAAAAAAAAACUUUUAUAUUCCCCCUGAAGGAUUAGGAAACUAUUUUUGAGAUAGAAUACAA